Messenger RNA from Oppiella nova, 1530 nucleotides. NCBI's taxonomy places the organism in Eukaryota, Metazoa, Arthropoda, Arachnida, Sarcoptiformes, Oppiidae. The record is from the annotation of a GenBank genome assembly.
AUGAGUGAAGUAUUUGAGACAUCAGUGAAUGGAUUAAGUGGCUCAAAGAGUGGUCGCAAGAGUGGUCACAACCAUUCGUGCGGCUCUGAUAUGAAGCAAGAGUUGAGUGCUUUUCAGCUGAAAGACGAGGGAAACAAAUACUAUCUGAACCACAAGUAUGAAGAGGCCAUCAAUAGCUACACGCGAGCCAUAGUGCGCAACCCAUCUGUUCCCACAUUCUUCACCAACAGAGCGCUGUGUUAUCUAAAGCUUCAGCAGUGGGAACAGUCGUAUCAGGACUGCCGGCGAGCCCUCGAAAUGGAGCCAAACCUAAUCAAAGGCCACUUCUUCUUAGGCCAGUCUCUGCUAGAAAUGGAUCACUUCGACGACGCCAUCAAACACUUGCAAAGAGCACUGGAUUUGGCAAAAGAGCAGAAACUGAAUUUUGGUGACGAAAUCACUUAUCAGUUAAGAGUCGCGCGAAGGAAACGGUUUAAUGUGUGCGAAGAGAAGCGCAUCAAAGAGGAGAUCGAACUCCAGACAUAUCUCAAUACUUUGAUCCAAUUGGACAAAGAGAAACAGUUAGAGAAAGUCAAGGAUGAAAUGCAAACCAAUGCCAUCACUGAUGAACAGACCGCACAGGAUCUCAAGCGGAUGAUCGUCACGACAACCGAUCAAAGGACUGAUGACUUGAAUGCUAUGUUUUCAAGUUUAGACACCAGAAGACAGAAACGUGAAGUUCCCGACUAUUUGUGCGGAAAAAUCAGUUUUGAGAUAAUGCGCGAUCCGGUGGUCACUCCGAGUGGCAUCACAUAUGACCGCAAAGACAUCGAAGAACACCUGCAACGGGUCGGUCACUUCGAUCCGGUCACUCGAACGCCACUCACCGCCGAUCAGUUGAUCCCGAAUCUGGCGAUGAAAGAAGUGAUCGACACCUUCUUAAUGGAGAACGAAUGGGCCAAUGAUUACUGAUUAGACAUUGAACGCUAAUUUAUGUUUUAAUGGCAAUUUGGUUGGACUGAAGGGUGCCUUUCAUUGCUUUUCAUUUGUUUUCAUUCAAUGGUUUCGAAAACAUUUGGUUUUCAAUCAUUCAAAUCAUUUGCUCCUAUUUUGGCCAUCGCUUGGAAACCAAGUGUGUGUCAGACAAUUGGAUUACUUGUUAAGUGAUUUAUUAUUCAUUUCCUUAAAUCUACUGUAAUACUGAAUAAUGAUUUUACUUAAAAAACGACUGCAAUUAUUUGAAAUAUUAACCAAGAAAUUUAAAUUUUUAUUUCAUUCUUAAAGUUUAAAAUUCAUUACAAAUAAGUUGUUGAAACUCAUGAUCAGAUAAAGUAGGUUUUACAUCAAAAUAAUUGAAUACAAUGUCAGCGAAUGAGCAAAGGAUUAACAGGUCUUGAGGGUUAAAACAUGGAUUAAUGGAUGACAUAAUUCACAUCUAAAUAAUAGAAACACAAAUCAAAACCAUUUGCAAAACACAUUUGAAAAUAUAAAAAUCCAAACCUUAUUAGUAUAGGCAUCGAGUUCUGCGUCCAGUUCUUCAGCCGUCGGCAC